AUGAAAGUAAUAAAAACGGGUGAUAUUCUAUUCUUUUUAUUUUUUUUUAUGUUUCUAAAUUGUUCAAAUGUUAAAUCUGCCUAUUUUUAUGUAAAUGAGGGUGUGGAUAAAUGCUUCGUAGAAAGUGUAGCAGGCAGUAUAGUUAUAACUUCUUCUUAUGAUAAUUAUGGACUUAAAGAUGUGAAAUGUCUUAUUAAUAUAAAAGACGAAAGUGGAAGAAUAUUGUAUUCACAUGAAACUUCUAAAAUUAGUAAAGGUAAAAUAUCAUAUUUAACAAAGAAGGAUGGGUUAUAUUAUAUAUGUAUUUCUUGCCCAUCCACUAAAUGGUUUAAAAGUACUUCAUUAAAAUGGAGUUUAUCAAUUGAAGUUGGUGGUUCAGAUAUCGACUUAGAAAAUUUGGCAAAAAAGUCAGAAUUAAGUGAAACAUUAACUGUUUUAAAAACUUUAAAAAAAAAGUUUAAUUCCAUGAAAUUACAACAGGGAUAUCAAAAACAAAUGGCAACUAAUUUAUAUGAAUAUAAUGAAUCAGUUCAUAAAAAAAUGUUCUAUUGUUAUAUAACAGAAAUAAUUUUGCUUAUACUAAUAACUAUAUAUUCAAUUGUUCACUUAAAAAAUUAUUUUAAAUCACAAAAAUUAAUGUAA
Molecule: messenger RNA, 642 nt
Organism: Plasmodium relictum
Lineage: Eukaryota; Apicomplexa; Aconoidasida; Haemosporida; Plasmodiidae
Product: transmembrane emp24 domain-containing protein, putative
Exons: 4
Coding region: 1-642 (213 amino acids)
Biological process (GO): intracellular protein transport; Golgi organization; endoplasmic reticulum to Golgi vesicle-mediated transport
Cellular component (GO): endoplasmic reticulum-Golgi intermediate compartment; COPII-coated ER to Golgi transport vesicle; Golgi apparatus
Source: RefSeq, a predicted model, not a curated record